GAUACCGACAAAGUUCCAAACCAGCACGAGAAAAAUGAUUUAAAAGCCGCUGGUUUAGGGAUGGCUAGAGUCACAUUCUCAGACAAAAACUGUGAUGCUGUUGGAUUUAUUGAAGUCCUCGCAGGAUUUUAUCCAAAAUUAGAAAGAAACGGAUUCGAACUUCUGCGGUCCAUUGGUGGUGCUAACCGUUGCCUGCAGGUCAUUCCACUACCAGCAACUGGAUAUACACCCAACUAUUUAAGGUCACCGCAUUCAUGUGUUAAUGCGGCCACAUGUUAUAUUCGGCCGAUACAGGGAGAUCUGGACGCAUCACCACGUGAGGGGUGUUGCGGUAACCGUCGCAUGCAAGAAAUGUGGGGUAGAUAUCAUCAUGGGGGAGCUUCGCAGGCAUAUGGACACUUGCUUCAAUCCUAAAUCAAUAAGGUUGAGACAGCUGGAGGAAGCACCUUCAUGUUCAUCCCAAGAGAAGUGUGAAGUUCCUCCGGUUGAAAAGUUGAAGUUGGGUCUGAGUGUGUUACGGAGAAUGGGGUGUCUUCACCAGUUGCCACCUGUUCAAUAUGAUGGGCUGGAAGGACAUGUGACGUCUUUUGUUUAUGUGGAUAACAAAUGGUCGUGGCCGCCACCACAAUCUACAAGCAAAAGGCACAUGGCUGUGGCUGAUCCUGGUGGACACAGGACUGCCUACAAAGCGGAAUGCCUGUGGGCCGACCAAGGAGCAGGUGUUUCACCUGGCCACACGUAUGGGUUCAAGGAGUUGGCAAAUUCCUGACAGACAUUGAAAUUGCAACGGAUGAGAUGGUUGGUGAAGAUGGGAGCCUAUGAACAAUAUGAAGAUUGCAAUAUUUCAAACUAUUCAGCAAGGAUUACUUUGGAUUCGGAAACACAAAAAUGAACUGAAAGGAACAGUUUCAGUGCCACGGCCACGCCACUCACAAAUAUUGGCGCUCUGUGCUCACAUUAUAAAUUCAGAAGUUGAUAUAGAUCAUGAACUAGCUGACAUCACGGCUUUUUAAUUUAACAACAGGUGUGAUAUGGAAAGAUUUUUGAAGGAGCUGCAUGAUGAUGCCAUGUUUGCAUUAAAUGUAAUAUUGAAACCAGAUGAGUGUUGUGAUUAAAAUUGUAAAUGCAUUUGUAAUAAUUUUAUUGGAUCUCUAUAGUUCACAUGCUAAUAAAGUUUAUC
Messenger RNA from Priapulus caudatus, 1180 nucleotides. RefSeq lists its product as uncharacterized. The coding region runs from base 263 to 769 and encodes 168 amino acids. The record is from RefSeq and is a predicted model, not a curated record. The transcript has 8 exons. Lineage: Eukaryota; Metazoa; Priapulida; Priapulimorpha; Priapulimorphida; Priapulidae.